UAGAUAUGUGGCCAUUACCGUUAUUCAUGUUGACAACUGUCACGGCGAUAGUUGGUACCUCGAAGAUUCUAUUCAUCCCCGACCCAUGUGUCAGCCACAUGAACCUCUUCACCAUCCUCGGAGAGGCGCUGAAGGACGAUGGGCACGAGGUUUGGAUGAUAUCCAACGACAAAAAUAAUAAAACAAUCAGCGACAGAGGCAUUGUUCCCCUGACAUACGCGUGGAAGCGCGAGAAUGAUCUUUUCACGGAACUUGACGAAUUGUCAGCUGGAGGCGUAGACCUUGAGCAGGCAUGGGCUUUACUGGAGACCGAUCCGUGGAAAAUGGCAACCAGUCGGAUAUGUGAGGCCAUCAUGCAAAACAGUGUCAUCAUGUCGACCAUUCGGCGACAGAAAUUCGACUUGGUUGUCGUCGAUGGGGCGGAUGAACUCGUGUGUCAUCUGAUGAUACCGUACAUUUUCGACAUCCCGUUUGUCCCCGUGAUGUGCUUUCAAGCGUCUACAUGGGGACACGGGACAACUGGAAUGCCAUCAAUCGAACCUGAGAUCUUCACCGCAUUCUCCAACCGCAUGGACUUCUGGCAAAGGUUAGAAAACGCUAAAGCUUGGUUUAAAAAGUACUACAACGCCUACUAUCAAAUGCACGCUUUCCAUAUGGAUAAAUACUGUCCAAAAAACAAACCAAAAAUCUCUAUGAAGAAGCUUGUCGGGAUGGCAGAGAUGUAUUUUCUAAAUUAUGAGGUCUUGUGCUUGGAUUAUCCUCGGGUGUCCGGGCCUAAUUUACAGUUUUUAGGCGCCACUACUGGCAAGCCUGUUAAACCUUUACCCCGGGAUUUAGAAGCGUACGUGGCCGGGGCUGAGCAUGGCGUGGUGCUGAUUAGUUUUGGCUCAAAACAAGCAUCACAUCAGGUUUGGAAUGUCAUUGGUGAGAAAAUGUUCGACGCCUUGGGUCGUCUUCCCCAGCGGGCGAUUGUUCAGUAUCGGCUUGAUGGGAUGACGGGGACGAUUCCGGACAACGUCAAACUCCUACAGUGGCUUCCUCAGAAUGAUAUCCUCGGUCACAGAAGACUCAAACUGUUCAUAACGCAUGGCGGAAACAAUGGUCAGAACGAGGCCGUCUAUCACGGUGUCCCGAUGCUCGUCAUUCCGCUAUUCAUUGACCAAUACUACAACGCAAUGCGCGUGGAGCAGCAUACGUACGGAAAACAAGUCUCCGAUGUGACGACAAUAACUUCUGAUGAACUCUACCAAAUGAUGAAGGAACUCAUUAUCAACAAAACGUACGCACGAAACAUUAAAAAAUGUUCUGAGAUUAUUCGAAGUAUGCCGCCGGCUACAGAGAAGUUUGUGUUUUGGGUAAACCAUGUAUUGAGAUUCGGAGGUGCCCAUCUCCGACCGCCCAGCCUUGAUAUGCCCCUGUAUCAAGUACUGAUGCUGGAUGUCUUUGCAUACUACAUCAUCUUUUAUCUUGUUGUCUUCCAUGUCAUGAUGUUCAGUCUGUAUUUUCUAGUCAAGUACACCUGGACGUAUUUCAAAUUAUGUAAGAAGGAGAAGAACGCGUAA
Messenger RNA from Lineus longissimus, 1562 nucleotides. Its product is annotated as 2-hydroxyacylsphingosine 1-beta-galactosyltransferase-like. Gene Ontology annotation, molecular function: UDP-glycosyltransferase activity. The transcript has a single exon. Bases 6 to 1562 code for a protein of 518 amino acids. Lineage: Eukaryota; Metazoa; Nemertea; Pilidiophora; Heteronemertea; Lineidae. The record is from RefSeq and is a predicted model, not a curated record.